This is a messenger RNA of Colossoma macropomum (tambaqui), 1464 nucleotides long. RefSeq names its product CD48 antigen-like. The record is from RefSeq and is a predicted model, not a curated record. NCBI's taxonomy places the organism in Eukaryota, Metazoa, Chordata, Actinopteri, Characiformes, Serrasalmidae. Bases 140 to 1069 code for a protein of 309 amino acids. The transcript is spliced from 6 exons.
UGCCCAGCCUAGCCCAGCCCAGCGCGAGCACAUGAGCUCUGUGUGUUUUUCUUUUGUUUUCUAUGAAGCUGAGAAGAAAACUGACGAUGGAGUUGAAGAGUUAGUUGAUGAAGCUGGUUGAUUAGAAUGGCUGGUUAAGAUGUUCUCAGAAUACAGGAUUCAUCCAGCUCUGCUUCACCUGCUUUACUGUCUGCUGUGCUCAGCUGGAGAAGAGGUUGUCAGACUGCAGGAGCUGGAGGGAAACACUGUAACCAUCCAUACUGGAUUAACUGGAGUUCAGAGUGAUGCUCACAUACUGUGGUUUUAUAGAUCUGAGAAUUUAGAUACAAAGAUAGUGAUCAGUCUGGUGUUUAAAGGGGAGACUAAUACAGACUAUCCCAGUGAGAGAUUCAGAGACAGACUGCAGCUGAACAGAAACAGUGGAUCUUUAACCAUCACAAACAUCAGCAGAGAAGAUUCUGGAGUUUAUAAACUACAGAUCAUUACUGGACAUCAGUCAGUCUGGAGUUUCAGUCUAAAUGUUUAUGCUCCAGUAUCAAAGCCAGUCAUAAGAAAUGACUCUGAAAAGCGCUCAGUGAGUCUCAGAGAGUCGUGUUCUCCUCUGUGCUCUGUGGAGAAUGGGAAGGAUGUGAGUUUGUCCUGGUAUGAAGAGAAAGAGAGAACCUCCAGCAUCAGUAGCUCAGAUUCCAGUGAACGUCUUUAUCUUCCGCUAAAUAUAACCAACCCAAACUACUCUACUUACAGCUGUGUAGCUGCUAAUCCAGUUAGCAAACAGGCAACCCAGCUCAACAUUACAAACAUCUGCUAUAAAGCUGGUCAGAAAGGUGAGGAACUUCCCGAAUCACUGGCUGCUGUUCUGACAUCUGCUGGACUGAUUGUUGCUCUAUCAGUAUUAUUUGUGCUGUACUGGACAAAGACGUCAAAGCAACAAGUUUAUCUGUAUGUUAAGCUGAAUUAUACUGAAGUGAAAAGCACAUCUCAGUAUUCAGAGGAGGAUCUUAAGAAAGGCAGUGUUGGAGUGACAGAGGACGACCACACUUUGGUGGUGUAUUCAGCUAUAAGGAUGUAACCCUGCAUUUGAUUUUUGAUGACUGCUUUAUUCAGUGUCUUGUAACAGUGAGCUGUUGUUUAGAACAUCUAUUCCAUUUCUGUAUUAUACUGUGUCUGUUAAGCUACAAAUGUUAUUUCUACUAAUUUAGUAAUAACCUUUGUAGACUUUUGUGAGCUUGUACAUGAUAGUAAAUGUAUGAUAUGAAUGUAUGAGGUAAAACAGUAGUGGUAACUGUAAGGUAUAAGAAAAAAACAUGGUUUGUGAUGUUAAGCUUUGUCUUCUCUUGUAGUUUUGUUGUACUAUUGCCUUUAUCUUUGGGCAGAGAUUUAUCUACUUCUAAUAGUUUGAAACCUUCUGAACUUAAGCACCAGUGUUAAAUGUAGCUUGGAAAACAGAGACAAAAUCAUGUGAAU